GACAGAUAAUUGACAGACGCUGAAAUACUGAAAAAAAAAUGAAAACAAAUAAACAUAACCUUCAAAUAUCCGCUUUUUUAGAGCUAAAAAUUUCAGUCCAAAUGAUUUAAAAUAAUGACUAAAUUGUUGUAUCGUUUUAUUAGACGUAAAAUAUCGUUUUUUGUAGUUCCCUGUCUAAUAAUAUCAGCUUUAUUCAUCAUAUAUCAAUUAAAGAUAUUUUACGAAAUAUCUGCAUCAGUUCCAAACCGAAAUUCUAAAGAAUUGUAUAAAGAAAAACUAGUCAGAGGAAGUCACGUUCAAGAAAAGAGAUUCUAUACUGCUGAAAAUGGAAAAUUCACCUGUAUUAGAAGCAGUGAGGUAAUUGAUUUUGAGAAAGUGAAUGAUGAUUAUUGCGAUUGUGAAGAUAGCAGUGAUGAGCCAGGAACCAAUGCUUGUCCCGAUGGUAUAUUUUAUUGCACCCAAACAUCCCUAAAUAAGAAGUUUCCUAAAAUGAUUCCUUCGAGUAAAGUUAAUGAUGGUAUUUGUGAUUGUUGUGAUGGAUCAGAAGAGUAUAGAAGCAAUGAAAUAAUAAAAAAUUUCCCGAGAAAUCUACAGAAAGUUAGUAAUCAUUUCCUGGUUCCAUGUCCAAAUGUGUGUUAAAAAGUGCCUAGAAUAUAAGAAAAAAGAACUUUACUAUGAUAAAAAAGAAUAAUAAUGUAUAGUAGAUGUUUAAAAUAGUAAAUACUGUAAUAUUUUUAAGUACUGUAGUAUAGCAAUCACUUAAAAUCGGCGGCAUUAGCAUCAAGAUAUUUGUAAAAUUCUUCAAAUGUAUGAAAUUCCUUACAAAUAUAUAAAAGUUCUCUGGUAUUAGGAUUUCAGAAAUUAUAGAAUAACUAUUU
This is a messenger RNA of Sitophilus oryzae (rice weevil), 878 nucleotides long. RefSeq names its product glucosidase 2 subunit beta. The record is from RefSeq and is a predicted model, not a curated record. The coding region runs from base 115 to 639 and encodes 174 amino acids. Lineage: Eukaryota; Metazoa; Arthropoda; Insecta; Coleoptera; Curculionidae. Gene Ontology annotation, cellular component: glucosidase II complex. The transcript has 3 exons. Gene Ontology annotation, molecular function: protein binding. Gene Ontology annotation, biological process: N-glycan processing.